Molecule: messenger RNA, 1015 nt
Organism: Panicum virgatum (switchgrass)
Lineage: Eukaryota; Viridiplantae; Streptophyta; Magnoliopsida; Poales; Poaceae
Exons: 2
Coding region: 12-683 (223 amino acids)
Molecular function (GO): nucleic acid binding; zinc ion binding
Source: RefSeq, a predicted model, not a curated record
AGUUGCCUCUAAUGGCUUAUGUUGCUGAGUUGAAGCGAUUAUGGGCUGAUCUAGAUCACUACGAGCCUAUUGAGUUACCACACCCAGAAUGUGUGGCAUGGGUGAAGAAGUAUGUGGAAAAAAGGAGAGUUCUUCAAUUUUUGAGAGGAUUAAGCUCAGAAUUUGAGGGAAGGCGUGCUGCUAUGUUUCAUCAAUCUAGUCUUCCUAGCCUGGAGGAAGCCAUAGCUGCUAUGGCACAAGAAGAGAGUAGGCUGAAAGUAAUGAAAGAGAAUGCUCCAUCUCCGCCUCAGCCAACGUUUGUGGUGGCAGAAUCACAUGAAACCAGAAUAUGCUAUAAUUGUGGUGAGAGAGGUCAUCUGAGUCGUAUUUGCCCUCAGCCACAAAGGUCUCAUCGUGGAAGGGGGAGAGGUAGUGAUAGAGGUACAUCGAGGGGAGGUGGAUACCGUGGGGGAAGGAGAGGCUAUAGAGCUAACUUUGCUAUGCCUGAGGAAACUGCAUCAGAUUUGGUCACAAUUCCAGUUGCAGAGUUAGAAGAGUUGAAGAAGCUAAGAGAGAACAAGAGUAACUCAAAAUAUGAUGAUCAAGGAGUAGUGUCAACCUCAUUUGGUAAUGUUGCCAAUCUUGUUCAUUCUGAUUCAGGAAAGAAAGACUGGAAAGAGACUUGGGACUGGAGUGCGACAUAAUGGACUCUGGUUUCUUGAUAGAAGGAAGACCGAUGAAGCAAUAUGUCUGGCUCUCACAACAGUAGCUAGUGAAGAGGAGGCGAAGGUAAUGCUUUUGCACUGUCGGUUGGGGCAUAUAUCUUUUGAUGUUAUGAGUAGAAUGUUUCAUGAUGAAAUGUGCAAGGUAGACAAAUGAAAAUUAGUAUGUGAUGCUUGUGAAUUUGGGAAACACACGAGAGCCUCCUACGUGAGUAGAGGACUACGGAGUGUGAAUCCUUUCAUGUUGAUCCACUCAGAUGUGUGGACUUCUCCUGUUGUUUCAGUGAGUGGAAUGAAAUAUUUUGUUACCUUCA